AUGACAACAACCACAUCUCGCCCCCCCACAUCACCAGACCCAGAAGAAGUCGAACUAGAUACAGAGAUCACCUCAAUCCGUGCCGAAAUCCAAACCCUCCAAAAACACAAGCGCAUCCUCACAUCCAGCCUCCUAACAACCGACCCAAUCCAAAAACUCCUCCGCAAACAACAACCCCAACCCCCCACAACAACAAACCAAACCGACCCCCUGGCAACAAUCUCCCCCCUAGUCCACGCCGCCGGCGCACAUACCUCCUCAAACCACCACCGCAUCGCCUUCGGCGCAACCGCCUUCCCAUUCAAAGACCCAUCCCCAAAAGCCAGCGCCACGCCCCUCCUCGGCGUGCGCAUCGACGUAUGCACCCGCAACGGCCGUUUCGCGAAACCAUACUACAUACUCCUCCAACAUGAGCGGAGUCGCGCGGGCCCCGGGUCAGGUUCUACGAAGGUAUUGAAGGUCCAUCGACACACGGUUCCGGGGUUUAUAUCGAUGACGAAGCUAGAGAGUGUUUACCUGCCGCGUCCUGGAGUAUCGCGCGACAAUGGAGACGGGGAGGGAUCGUCCGGAGAGGAUGAGGAUGCUGAACCCGCGAAGCCAUCGAAGAAGAGCGGCGGUUCUACUCGGAAACAGGAUCUGCGGGGAUUUGUGCGCGAGCUUCGGAGGGAGCUUGUUGCGUGGCAUAUGCGUGUUGAUGCGAUUGACUUCCUGCGCGAGAAAUUGGGUCUUGUUGGUGAAAGUGGGAAGGCGUUGCCGUUUGAUGUUUCGCCGGAUCGGGAUACGGGGAUUGUGUCUUUAGCUGCUGUUGGGGCUGAGGCGCGGUAUGUGCGGGUUGAGUGGGUUGAUGGUCGGGUUGGGCGGUUUAAAUUGUCUAAUGCUGGGGUUGUGGAGCGGGCUGUUGUUAUUGGUGAUGAGGGGAGGGAUAAGAAGGUUGAGGAUGCGAUGACUGGGGGUGGGGGGAGAGUUGAGACUGUUUUGGAUAGGUUGAGGGUGGAUGUGUUGUCUGCAUCACCUGCCACGCCUAGCACGCCUGGAGUAUGA
Penicillium verrucosum is the source of this 1041-nucleotide messenger RNA. RefSeq lists its product as uncharacterized. The coding region runs from base 1 to 1041 and encodes 346 amino acids. NCBI's taxonomy places the organism in Eukaryota, Fungi, Ascomycota, Eurotiomycetes, Eurotiales, Aspergillaceae. The record is from RefSeq and is a predicted model, not a curated record. Gene Ontology annotation, cellular component: Mis6-Sim4 complex; kinetochore. The transcript is spliced from 2 exons.